AUGCGCUACGCGACUUUUGAAGCUUUUUUCCUUAUUUUGGGAACUAUUGCUACCGUUGACGGUAAGAUCGAAAAUGCAAUUAUGCGAGGAAAUUAUAUCGACUUAAGCCGAGAACCCGACCCUAAUUUCAUCGACCACCCUGGGAUUCCUAAGCCCGAAUGCUUUUGGUUUAUGUUUCACGACGGGCAAAGAGUAGAGGCUGGGACUUGUUAUAGCAAUUGGGAGUUUGGAAUGCAAGUUGGUCCAAGCUGGGUUACUAUUCAAUCAGAUGAACAUUGUAAUUUGUUAGGCACUUAUACGCCAGGGUGGAUGGUUUUGGGGAAAAAAAGGCCUGGCUUCUAA
Pyricularia pennisetigena is the source of this 342-nucleotide messenger RNA. RefSeq lists its product as uncharacterized. The transcript has a single exon. Lineage: Eukaryota; Fungi; Ascomycota; Sordariomycetes; Magnaporthales; Pyriculariaceae. The record is from RefSeq and is a predicted model, not a curated record. Bases 1 to 342 code for a protein of 113 amino acids.